Mercurialis annua (annual mercury) is the source of this 979-nucleotide messenger RNA. RefSeq lists its product as uncharacterized. NCBI's taxonomy places the organism in Eukaryota, Viridiplantae, Streptophyta, Magnoliopsida, Malpighiales, Euphorbiaceae. The transcript is spliced from 2 exons. Bases 139 to 630 code for a protein of 163 amino acids. The record is from RefSeq and is a predicted model, not a curated record.
AAAGCGGAUAGAAAUGCGGUUGUGGGAAUGCGCAGAUAGAGAGGCGGUUGGUGGUUUUGUAUUCUCAGUUCUCUUUCAAGUCUCCUCUAAAUCACUCAGCUGAAUCAAAUAGUAAGAAGAAAGGAUAGGACUGUAAUUAUGGCAUCCGCUUGCCUCUCAAUAAACUCCACCUCAAAACCCUUACUGCUUCUUCCUCCUACUACAUCCGCAGCCGCCGUUGCAUCUUCUUCUUCAUCGUCGUCGUUUUACUCAUCUCCGAGCUGCAAUGGUUGCCGCUGCUCUCUCCUUUCUUUCGCGCCGAUGUUUGGCUCUGGACGCCUAAUUUCUUUUGCUAGUAACGGUAAUAAAAGGAGUUGCAGGCGACAAAAACAAGUGGUUUGUAUGGCACCUGAUGAGGAAAAAUUAACUCGCCGGAAUCCUCUCGAUUUUCCUAUUGAGUGGGAAAGGCCAAAGCCUGGGCGCAGACCUGAUAUAUUUCCACAGUUUAGCCCCAUGAAGACACCAAUACCACCCCCAUUGCCAUAUGAUCCUCCUGAAGAAGACGAGGAAGAAGACGAAGAAAAGAAGAAAGAGGAAGAGGAGGAAGAUCCUGAGAAAGAAGAAGAUCCAGAUAAGCCAGACAAGCAGUAGUAUUUUUGAUCUGUAAGAGCCUCAAAUUUCUUUGUUGCCCUUUACUUAUCCAUUAUGUUCUUGAUUAGUUAUAUCUAGUUACCAACGGUGGUUACAGAAAAGUGGAUGAAUGCAUAAUCAUCAUCCAGGGAGAGUUUUGUCAUGGCUGGUAUUCGAGAUUGAGGAUAAAGGAUCUUGCGGGUCUCCUUUUAGGGCUUAGUAAAUGAUAGUGUGUGAUGAUAAGGAAAUUUUCAUCUCUUUUUGGUUGGAAUUUGGAUGGUAAGUUCUGAAUUUGAUUAGUAAAUUCAUUUUAAAUAUCCUAGUUUAAGUUGACUUGUGAAAUGAAAAUCGUAGUUUUUGCUAUUUUUAA